AUUUGAAUGUGUUCUAAUUGCAUUGAAUUAAGGUUAAAACUGCAUUAUGAAGAAUCGAUACAACGUGGUGGCUCUUUGUCUGAUAAUUAUUCAAGUGAAAGCACGCAGUUACUUGUUGUUUCAAUUGGGACUGUUUUAAAGUAAGAAGCCAGUUGCUUGGACACAAACUCCUAUUGAUUGUGAAAACUGUGGUUGCUGCGCUUCAGGACAAUGUGGCAACAAUCGCCACUGCACGUAUGGCUGUAUAAAUGGAUAUUGGGGUGAUAGGUGCGACGAAAAGUGCCAUUACACCAACUGUAAAAGAUGCGAACGAAAUAAUGGGUAUAAUUGCUUUGAGUGUAAUAGUGGAUUUUAUGCAUCAGAUUGUAGAAAUACAUGUUGGCCUAAUUGUGAGGGGUGUGAACGAUGGGGUGGUCAAUGCCAUUCUUGCAAAUAUGGAUAUUGGGGUAAAUUUUGCAACACUGCAUGUUUAAAUCAGUGUAAAACGUGUCCUCAAUGGGAAGGCUGUACAGAGUGUAAAAUGGGGUAUUUUGGCUCUCAAUGCGAACGAUUCUGUGGAUACCAGUGUGCCAGUUGCGAUAAACAGAAUGGAUGUACAACAUGCUACUCAGGGUAUUAUGGACUCACUUGCACGUAUCAGUGUGAUAAAAAUUGUGUUUACUGUGAUAAAAACAAUGGAUGUACAAGCUGCAAACCUGGAUACUAUAUAAGUAACGGAGUAUGUAAUAAAUGUCAAAGCAAUGGGUGUACAUGUACUACAUACAACGACUGUGUUGGUUGCAUAGAUGGGUAUUUUCAGAAUCCUUACGGUUGUUCACAUUGUCCAGUAUACUGUACAUCAUGCGUUCUACCAAGUGCACUUCUUGUACGAACGGUCGAUUUGGACACAUGUGUCAGUAUCAGUGUACAGAGGACUGCGACAACGGCAAUUGUGAUUCAUCGAAAGCUUCUUGUCUGUGUAAUUCUAAUUUUGCCGGCGAGAAAUGUGAUCAGUGUGUUGCCUGGUACUUUGGUAACGACUGCAAGCAGAGGUGUUCCGAAGGUUGUUCUAUAUCAUGUAAUCGGUUUUACGGAUCUUGUACAUGCAAAGCCGGUUGGGCAGGGAACAGAUGUGACACAUGUGCUGAUAACUACUUUGGAUACAUGUGCAAUGGCCAAUGCAAUAGUAACUGUGUGACAUGUACUGGGGAAUAUAACUGUCAGCAUUGUAUAGCUGGGCGGUAUGGUUAUAACUGCCAAAACAGAUGUGGGAAAGGCUGCAUUAAUAACAGUUGUGAUAUUCAUUCAGGUUACUGCCAAUGCAAAAGUAGUAAUUUUGUUGGAUCAACAUCUUUUUUAUAUUGUCAUGAGUGUAUACCCGGUCAAUACGGUCAAACGUGUGAACUUAGAUGUCCUCAUAAAUGUCAUAAUUGUGAUAAUGAGUAUAAUUGUUCUUCAUGCACUAUCGGGUACUUUGGGGAAUCCUGUCAAAUACCUUGUCCUGAUGGGUGUGAGGGGAAUACUUGCAAAAAAGAGGAUGGAUCGUGUGAAUCAUGCAGACGUGGGUAUUUUGGACGAAACUGUAGCGUAUCUUGCCCGGACUCAUGUCUAUUAUGUGACCAACAUGGUUUUUGUUCAGAAUGCAAACCUGGAUAUUCAAACACACGGGAACAAUGUUCAUGUAGAACAGACAUUUGCGUCAAUCCGCUCAAUUGCAACGCAUGCGCGAAUACGUCGUAUUUUGAACAUAAUAAUGAAUGUUGUUUAUGCAAUCUUGAUAAUUGCGUUUCCUGUGCUACUACUGCUGAUACCGUUAACUGCAAAAUGUGCAAAGGCGGAAAUUUUCCAAACCCUAAUGGACAAUGUGAAACAUGCAGUUUUCAAUGUGUCAACACUGAAUGCGAUUCGUCUUCUGGAAAAUGUCUUCAAGGAUGCAUUCAUGGAUACUGGAAUAACACCUGUGAUCAAAAAUGUGAUCCAGAAUGCUUGUCUUGCAAACAAACAGAUGGAUCGUGCACACAUUGCAAGAAUAAUACAAAAUUUGGACCUUACUGUAGACUAGAAUGCAGCACUACCUGUAAACAUUCCGUGUGUGGCUUUGAUGGACAUUGUACAAAUGGAUGUAUGACAAAUACGUAUGGAAAGCGAUGUGAAAAUACUUGUAAUGGAUAUUGUAUAACACAGAACAACAGAACGGUUUGUUCUGAGGAGACUGGAAUGUGUCUUUACGGCUGUCAAACUGGAUACAAUGGAUCAUUUUGUCCUCAAGUCAUGGAAGUAGAAGCGGAAAAACACCCAUCGUCAACUGCAGCUAUUGGUGGGGGUAUUGGCGGAGGAAUUAUAGCUCUUGCUGUCAUUGUCAUUGUUGGACUAUUUUUGCUUCGAAAAAGAAGAGUUAAUUUGGGCAAGAAAAGCCAACCACCUGAAAAAGAACUUGAGAACUUAUCCGCAUUGUACGCAACAGUGAAUAAAGGAAGAGCUUCCCAAGUUGAUUAUGCCAAUGACAAUACCGGAAAUUUUCACUCUGUCACCAUCAUAGAAAACCCUACUCACCAGAAUCGACCCCCGAAUGCACCUGGCAAAGAAACGUCGCAUACUUUGACAGAAAACAAUCUUGAAAUUGACGAAGAUGAUGCUUCGGCAAGAGAAAUAGCAGUAAUAUUUGAAGAAAGUGGAGGUGUGUAUUAUAACAGCGCAAAAGAAGUAAGCAAAUUCAAAUUGCAUGUGGCCGAUCUACCAGAAUAUGUACGCAAUAUAUCUUUAAAGGACUUAGAAGAAGAAUUUCAGAAAAUUCCAUACGGUCUUGUAAAACCCUUUGCAGUUUCACAAACCAAACUCAACAUUCACAGAAAUAGAUACAAAGGAAUCUACCCGUAUGAUGAUACACGUGUUGUUGUACGCGGAGGAAACUCAGACUAUAUCAAUGCUAGCUAUAUAGACGGUUUCGGGAAGCGAAAUGCAUACAUAGCUACUUUGGGUCCAAUGGCUAAACAGCUUGGCGAAUUCGGCCAGUUCUGGCGAAUGGUCUGGCAACAGAAAGUAGAGAAGAUUGUCAUGUUGACCAAUUUGGUAGAGGGUAUGAAAACCAAAUGCGAGCAGUAUUGGCCAGAUUAUCAUCAACGUCAAAUAUACGGAGAAAUAGAAGUUGUGUGCAAGGUUAAAGAAUUAUACGCAGAUUUCAUUUGGAGACAAUUUGCGCUUUCUAAGAAUUCAGAAGAAAGAAAUUUGCACCAUCUACAGUUCACGAGCUGGCCAGACAAGGACAUCCCUGACGACGUCACAUCAGUAAUAGAGUUUAGACAAAGGGUUAACGCCUUGCCGAGUACCUUUGACGGACCAGUAGUUGUGCAUUGCAGUGCUGGCGUAGGACGAACGGGAACCUACAUAGCUCUAGACAUUCUGACAAAAGAGGGUGAGACAAAAAGAGUUAUAGAUAUCCCGGGAUGUGUUCUCAACAUGAGACAGAACAGACCCAACAUGAUUCAGACCUUGAGUCAAUACAAGUAUCUUCACCAAGCUUUGGUCAAUACAUUGACGCUUGACUGCUUGUUGAUAAGAAGAGGAAACUUCAGUGAAUAUAUGGAGAAAUCAAGUAAACAGGACAUACAUGAGCAAUUUGAGAAAAUGCAUUUGAAUCAUGAGCAAAAGUCUGAUAGUGAAUUGCAAGCUACGGAAAGGAAUCGGGUUAUGACGAAAAAGAACAGGAAACACGCGGAUAUACCAGGUGAUUCAAACCGACCGCGUCUUUAUCUGUUUUUGAAAACAGGCGACUCUGAUUACAUCAAUGCGAUAUACAUCAAUAGUUUAAUGACAAAACACCGCUUCUUGGUUGCACAAACACCUCUGCCGGACACAGUUUCCGAUUUUAUUGCACUUGCUCUUCAAGAAAACUGUUCCUGUAUCGUUAGUAUGGAGGCACACAUGGCAAAGCAUAAGGGGAUUGGCUUGUACUUUCCUGGUGACAAUCAGACAAUGACGACGGAUAAGGUUUCCGUACGAUCCACCACGGAUCAAAGUGCAAAUCACUUUGUAAAAAGAAUUCUGCAUUUCGAACCAGAAGGAAAAACCAAGAAAGAUGUGACGGUUCCACACUAUGAAUAUUUGGACUGGGAUACAAAACACAAUGUUCCUAAAUCGGUAGAACUCUUUCUUGCCUUCAUCAAAGAGGUCGAAGACGUAUGCAAAUCAUCUCCCCUGAAGGGACCAAUACUGCUGCACUGUUUAAACGGUGCUGGAAAGAGCGGCCUACUUUGUGUUGUCUCGACAUUACUUGAACAAUUGAGUGAAGAUAAUGAAGUCAGUGUGGUCAAUGUCGUGCAGAAAGUCAGAGCUGGAAGACCACUCGCUAUUCCAAAUAAGGAACAGUUUUACUUCUGCUACGAGUGUGUUCUCCAUUCCGUAAACGCAACAGAUAACGCUGUGUAUUACAACAUAGCUGGGGAUAUCCAGAGGGAAUAAACAAUUCGACCAACUCGUAACAAUGACAUAUGUUGGGUUACACUUGGCACUAAAACAUGAAUAUAAUUAUAUGCAUUUUAUAGUCAUACGAUAACAAAUUAAGUUAAAAUGGUUUCCAUAACCUGGUGCCUAUAUGGCAUAACUUAAUAUAAACAUUGUAUUGUAUAUAUCAUUGUCAUUACUUGCAUAUAGUAAUGUUUUUAUUAUUUUUACCAUAUUGUUGAUUGUUUUCUUGUUUUUCUUUUAUAUGAUUCUCAUAACAGAACGUUUUCAAUAAGGCAAGGCUUUAUGUGCAAUCUUAUAGUGUGAAAGUAGCAAUUGAUAAGUUAAAACUCCAUUUCAAUACAUUCAAGCUACUAAUUGCACGGUAAGCUUGUCUAUAUGUUUCAGAAAACAUAUAACAUUAAACCCUCGUGAAUGAAAUUAUCCAAACUUUUGCGCUCGUAAUGUAAAAAUCAAUCUAGUAAUGAAUGGAGUGGAUGUAUUAAAUAUUUUUUAUAUAUUUUAUAUAUUAAAUAAUUGAAUUGUACAUACUUAUUAUUAUACUGCUGUUAACUAUAUAUGUUAUUAUAUUCCAUUGUGAUCUGUAUGGCCUUUAUACAUUCAGCUUUGAAUACACGUUAUAUUUGAAAUUUGUACAAAAUUGUCAUAACGAUUUAUUUUUGUAAUAAUUGCUGUAAUAAAUCUAGCUGUGUAAAAGUGUUGUAAGGCUUUAUAAGUUAGAGAGCAUUCAUUAUGAUUUUUUGCUAGUAUUUUUUCAUACAGGAAAUGUUUGAGCAGAUUUGCACGCAAUGGAGUAUUUCAUUCAAUAUCUGUAUUGCAUGUGUGCAGUCCUGCCCCAUAACAGCACAUAUUACUGUUUGUACAGUACUUUGCUUGGUCUUUUUUGUUACCAUUAUUCACCUGAUAUCCCUUAUGUUUUAAAAGAAACUUGCAGUCUCUCAGUGGUCAGGACCGUCAUCGAUAAAGCCAAAUACAUAACAUAUUCAUUUCUCAUAAUUAUAUUCAUUGAUAUGCUUGAUCAGCGGUCCUUAUGACAUCAUUAGAGCCUAUUAUUAUUUGUAUUUCAGUUCUUCCAAUAAACGUUCUCUUUC
Molecule: messenger RNA, 5531 nt
Organism: Mya arenaria
Lineage: Eukaryota; Metazoa; Mollusca; Bivalvia; Myida; Myidae
Product: receptor-type tyrosine-protein phosphatase S-like
Exons: 22
Coding region: 730-4437 (1235 amino acids)
Biological process (GO): protein dephosphorylation
Molecular function (GO): protein tyrosine phosphatase activity
Source: RefSeq, a predicted model, not a curated record